CGACAGCGGUGGCGGCCGGGGUGGACAGGGACUGGCUGCAGCGGUUAUGGCGCUGGAUUGCGACCCAUGGGUCGUUCUCCAGCUUUCUGGGCCUGCCGCUCCUUCCCAUCUUGGGCGGCCGCCUGGCGCCCCUGGCAGACCACUCCACCUCCAUCGCCAUCCUACCGCCUCCGGAGACCUUGCGGACCCCAUCCUCCUCCUCAUCUUCCUCAUCUUCCUCGUCCUCCGCUGCAGCAGCAGCAGCUGUAGCUGCUGCCCUGACAGCAACACUAUCCUUACCUCCCUCCUCAACAACAGCAACCACGCCCCAACCAGCAUCUCAGCUGCUAUCGCAGCUGCUGACUCAGCUCGGAUUGCAGAUUGUGGAUCUGUCCACAUUCCCGCACCUGCCGGUCUCGGAGCUGGUUCGUUCCGGUCAUGUGCACCGCUGUGACGGUCCUGGAAUCCUGGCUGCGUUGCAAAGGCUGUCUGCAGCUACCUAUCAUCCCUCCGGCAGCAGCCGUGCAGCAGCAGCAGCAGCAGCAGCGGGUGCGGGUGCGGGUGCGGGUGCGGGUGCUGCCCCUGCCCUCGCUGAUAACCCUGGGCACGCCGCAGCAGCAGGCGAGGGUAGCGCUAGCAGCCGAGGACGUCCGGUCCUCUCUUUGGGGCUCUCGGCACGCUUGCAUGCGCUCACAGCAUCCGACAAACGCCUUCUCAGGGCGAUGUUAUUAACGGAGGAGUGUUUGGCGGUGCUGGCGGGAGGAGGAGCAGCAGCACAAGGCGUCAAGCCGGCCCCCGGCGGUGAUGGUGGUGUAAGCGGUGGCCCUCACGCGCAUGCAUCGCAUCGGCCGCCGUCGCUGCUCGCCCCAGCGGAGGCGCGUGGGCUGCUACAGCUGCUAGCGGCGCUGCCAAUCUACGAGUCCGCACCAAGAGGAAGAGGAGGGGUUGGAGGUGGAGGAGCAGCCAGUCGCAGCGGCGGCGUGAGCGAAGGCGGAGAGCAGCAGCGGUCAGAGCCUCAGUUCGUCUCGCUGCCGUCUCCACUGGGAGGUGGAGGUGGAGGUGGCGGGACGUGUUUCCUGGCGCCGGCGGGGGUGGACGUGCGGGUGCUGGGGGCGGUGUCAGGCGGGUUCCUGCUGGCGGGUACGGAGGCGGAGGGACGGCUGAUGGUGUCGUACCUGGGUGUACGGCAGCUGACGGCGGCGGAGGCGUACAGGUACCAUGUGCUGCCGGCGCUGUCCUCCCUUCCCCCUGAGCUCCGCAACUCCGCGGUGCUGGGGGUGCUGCGCAGCCUGCCGCAGCUGGGCCGCCAGGAUCGGGGGUUUGAGCCCUGGCUCGGGCAGCAGGCCUUCGUGCCCAACAACAAGGGCGAGCUUCACUCCCCAGCAGAGCUCUACGACCCGCGCAUCCCCGAGCUGGCCGCGCUGCUGGACCCGGACACCGACUUUCCCGCCACGUCAGUGCUCCUAGAGGCCGCGGGCGCCGGGGGUGCGGUAACCGCCACCACCGCCACCACCACCGCUGCCACUGCUGCCACUGCUGCCACUGCUGCCACUGCUGCCACUGCUAGCGCUAGCGCUGCUACCGCUGCAUCGGCAGCGCCAAGCCUCGAGCAGCAAGAAGAACGGCAACGUGAAGACGGAAGCCGGAGGAGAAGGAGUAGCAGUAGCAGCGACAGCAGUGGGGGCGGGAGUACGGCGGCUGCGGGCGCCUCCGGUGGCGGCAGCGGUGGCAGCGGUGGCGAUGUGGGCGACGCCUCGUUGUUGCUCUACAUGUUGGAGCGGUUGGGGCUGAGGAAGGUGGCUACGAUGGAUACGUUGCUGAGGGCGGCGAGGUUCGUGGAGAGGACGGCGGAUGCGGCAGCUGCUGCAGCUGCGGUGGUGACGGCGGG
Molecule: messenger RNA, 1867 nt
Organism: Astrephomene gubernaculifera
Lineage: Eukaryota; Viridiplantae; Chlorophyta; Chlorophyceae; Chlamydomonadales; Astrephomenaceae
Source: the annotation of a GenBank genome assembly